CCUCCAACAUGGCGAGCAAGGAAGUGCUGGAGGACACGGUGGAAGAGCGUGUCAUCAGCGAAGAGUACAAGAUCUGGAAGAAAAACACCCCCUUCUUGUACGACCUGGUGAUGACACAUGCCCUGGAGUGGCCCAGCCUCACCGUGCAGUGGCUGCCAGAUAUCACCAGGCCGGAGGGGAAGGAUUACGCGCUGCACUGGCUGGUCUUGGGCACACACACCUCUGACGAGCAGAACCACCUGGUGGUUGCAAGAGUCCAGAUCCCCAAUGAUGACCAGUUUGAUGCUUCUCAGUAUGACAGUGAGAAAGGAGAGUUCGGUGGCUUUGGAUCUGUGACUGGCAAAAUCGAAACAGAGAUUAAGAUCAACCACGAAGGGGAAGUGAACCGUGCUCGGUACAUGCCACAGAACCCCUGCAUCAUUGCUACAAAGACACCCGCUGCUGAUGUCUUGGUGUUUGACUACACCAAACAUCCUCCAAAACCAGACCCGAGUGGAGAGUGUAAUCCUGACCUGAGAUUAAGAGGCCACCAGAAAGAAGGCUAUGGCUUAUCAUGGAACUCCAAUUUGAGUGGACAUCUUCUCAGUGCAUCAGAUGAUCAUACUGUGUGUUUGUGGGAUAUAAGUGCUGGACCAAAAGAAGGCAAAAUUGUUGAUGCCAAAUCAAUCUUCACUGGACACUCUGCAGUAGUAGAAGAUGUGGCCUGGCACCUGCUCCAUGAAUCUCUGUUUGGAUCUGUGGCCGAUGAUCAGAAGCUUAUGAUCUGGGACACCAGAUCUAACACCACAUCCAAGCCAAGUCAUUCAGUAGAUGCUCAUACAGCUGAGGUCAACUGUCUGUCCUUCAACCCUUACAGUGAGUUCAUUCUAGCAACUGGUUCUGCUGACAAGACCGUGGCUCUCUGGGAUCUUCGGAAUCUAAAACUGAAACUCCAUUCUUUUGAGUCUCAUAAAGAUGAAAUCUUUCAGGUCCAUUGGUCUCCUCACAACGAAACAAUCCUUGCGUCCAGUGGCACUGAUCGGCGGCUGAACGUGUGGGACCUGAGUAAAAUUGGAGAAGAGCAGUCUGCAGAGGAUGCAGAAGAUGGCCCUCCUGAGCUGCUGUUUAUCCAUGGAGGACACACUGCCAAAAUUUCAGACUUCAGCUGGAAUCCUAAUGAGCCUUGGGUCAUCUGUUCUGUGUCAGAGGACAACAUCAUGCAGAUCUGGCAAAUGGCAGAAAACAUUUACAAUGAUGAAGAUCCAGACAUAGCAGCAGCUGAACUGGAGGGUCAAGGAACAUAACUUUUCUUCCUUAAGGAGAC
Messenger RNA from Indicator indicator, 1303 nucleotides. It is a transcript of the gene RBBP7, whose product is annotated as RB binding protein 7, chromatin remodeling factor. Gene Ontology annotation, molecular function: histone binding. Gene Ontology annotation, biological process: regulation of gene expression. Lineage: Eukaryota; Metazoa; Chordata; Aves; Piciformes; Indicatoridae. The transcript is spliced from 12 exons. Gene Ontology annotation, cellular component: nucleus; ESC/E(Z) complex; NuRD complex. The coding region runs from base 9 to 1283 and encodes 424 amino acids. The record is from RefSeq and is a predicted model, not a curated record.